This is a messenger RNA of Eufriesea mexicana, 3418 nucleotides long. Its product is annotated as proteoglycan 4. The transcript is spliced from 12 exons. Lineage: Eukaryota; Metazoa; Arthropoda; Insecta; Hymenoptera; Apidae. The record is from RefSeq and is a predicted model, not a curated record. The coding region runs from base 290 to 2548 and encodes 752 amino acids.
AUAUGCUCGGUCGUCGGUACAGCGAGGGCGAGAAAAAGACAGAGCGAAGUGGGGUGAAACGGUGGUAGUAGAAGCUGAAGAAGACUCUCGGCGAACGAGUAGAAUCGUACGAACCUUCAUCGUGACCGCAGUAGCGGAUCUUUCACUCUGGUGCGCACGUUAACAGUACGACAGAUAGCAGCCGUACGUGCAGCGAUUCGUUUGUCGACGAUAGUUGAACAGAAGGUACGCGUAGCACCAACGAACGAGCGAAUCUUCAACCGAAAAGGAAAACGAACUGAAAGGAAAAAUGGUAUACGAGAGCGACUUCUACACGACUCGACGGCCCUACUCACGACCCCUCGUCUCGUCCUACAGCAUCACGGAUCGACCGAUUACCUUACCGAUCUCCACGAUUCUUCAGUUGAGAAGCAUUCCCCGCAUGCCAUACGUGGCUCAUAAACGGCUCGUGACUGUAAUCCACAUGCCGUACCAUACUGUGUACCAUGGUGGCAGUCUGAUACCGAUAAGAGUUCAUGCGCGUGUACGUCCCAGCGUCCUCGCAGCUGAGAUCAACAGGAUACGCAACCUGACAAGACCAUCCACCGAAUCCUACACGGAAAAGUAUCUUCAAUCAAAGGAUCACAUCUACUUCGACGACGAGGCGAGGGAAAUACGUGCGAGAGUGGAUUCCCUUCUGCGACGAGUUCACGUCUUCAUUCCACGAGCCGCAGCAAGCGACUUCGCGGAAGAGAUCGUGCCAGAACGUAUGCGUAGCGGGGAUUACGUGCGAAGACUGAUCUCCGGCAAGAACAACGCUAAGAAGGACAUGAUAGAGCCGGUUUCCUGGUACGAAGUGCCCGAUCGAGGUAACUUCGGUAAUCUGUCGUGCGUUAAAUACGUCGCCGGCAAGCCACAGUCUGUCAGGAAACCCUACUUCAAGGUUGCCGAUUUACGUCCUUCCGAUAUCAAAAACGAUGUGAAUUUUCUGAGUUACUACAGCAAGAACCGCGAGGCGGCGGCUAACGCCUCGCAAGAUCUGCCGAUGACAGACAGAGAGUUACGGAAGGCGCGGGCGUUGCAACCUGACGUGGACGAGUCAACGCUGAGGAAAGCUGUUAAAACAGACAAUGGAACGGAAUCAAAAGCAGAAAAGAAACGUGGAUCUAAGCGGGAAAAAGCCGAAACGAAGGAAACGAAAAGCGAGCCAGCCAAAGCUCAGGCGUUGGAACCUGUAAAGGAGCCAGAACCGGUAAAAGAGGCACAGCCUACACCGGAAGCUGUAAAGGAACCUGAACCUGUGAAAGAGCCUGAACUCGCGAAAGAACCAGAGGCCGUAGUAGAACCGAAACCAGAACCCGUAAAAGCAACCAAAUCUGCCAAGAAAGCCAAGCCUGUGAAGGAACCUGCACCCGUGAAAGAACCCGAGCCUGUGAAAGAACCCGAACCUGUACAGAAGCUGGAACCCGUGAAGGAACCCGAGCCUGUGAAAGAACCUGAACCUGAACCUGUACAGGAAUUGCAACCCGUAAAAGAACCCGAGCCUGUAAAAGAACCGGAACCUGUACAAGAAUCCGAACCAGUUAAGAAACUGGAAUCCGUGACAGAACCUGAACCAGUUGCAGAACCUGAAAAGACGUUGGAGGCAGAACCUACCGCGGAAUCACAGGUUACGGAACCCGUUGCAGAAACCCCACAGGAACCACAACCAGCAGCAGUUGAAGAACCGAUGCCGGUAUCCGAGCUGGAAUCUAAAGGAGAAUCUAAACCGGAAACAAAUUCAGAGCCUCAAAUUACGGAAGCUGUAAGUGAAUCGGAAGAAACAGCCGAAAAGCAGGCAGCGGAUAAGAAUGUGAGACAAGACAAGGAGGAGGCGGUCAAAAGAAUAGAGCAGUACCUCGUUAAAGCUGCCGAAGAGGCAAGGAGCGACGAGGAGAGGAAACAGGCUGCGGAGGAAGAAAGGGUGAAACUCGAAGCGGAAGAGUUGAAGGCAUGGGAGGCAUUGCAAGCGGCACAGGAACGGGUAGCUCAUCUCGAUGAGAUUGUCAAACAGGAACAAGCCGGGGCUGAGAGACAAGCCGAGGAAGAGAAAAUCGAAGCUGCUCGUUUGGAAACAGAAAGAAUACUCGAGCAAGAACGGAAGUUGGAAGAAGCUAAAGUAGAGGCUUUGCUGAAGGAACAGGAGCGAAUGAUCGUGGAGGAACAACUGGAGAAGGUUCGUCAACUAGAAGAGAAAGAGGAGAGGCUAGCGAAUGUCACGUUCGGCGAUGCAGACGAAGUGAAAGAUAUCGAUCAUUCUUGCGACGAUGUAUUAACGUGCGAUCUUACCGAUCAGGAGAGGGAGGAAAGGCCUUACGAUCCAGUCACAGACGACGACACCAGGAUCGAGGAAGAAGACAUGCACGAGGAGGAACACUUUGAUAUGACAGAGGAUCCUUUCGUCGAGGAACCAGAUGCAGCGGAAGGCAAAGUCGUGACUGGCGGAAAUGCCGUGGAAGAAUCGACGAAAAUCGAAGAGGUAACAUCCGGCGGGGAAGAGAGUUUCGAAUGGGGCAACGAAGACGAUUAAAAACCUCUGGAAAAUCGUGCCUCUUCUCUGUAAUCGUAACAUGCUGUCAUUCUCAUGUCCCGACUGUUGCCGUUGUACCUCGUUAAAUCGCGUAUGAAAGAAGAACGAAUAUUCGUCAACCACGAGUAUCGUUAAACGUCGUUCAGUUUAAGUUGCUUUAAGUCUUUUUCUUCCUUUGUUACCUUUAAGCCAUCCACGUCCAUUGUUAACGCACACUUAUUCGUACGAUUUGUUGCUAAUAAGAGACCACAAUUCGAUCGAGAGCGAACAUCGAUCUCUGUUGAUUUGCCAAUAGCAAAAGACUUUUCGAUGAACUUUAUAUCGCUACGCGUAUUUUAUAUUAUAUAUUUACAAGUAGAUCUAUAUCAAAUAGAUCAGAAAUUCAAGAAAAAAGACAAUUUUUUUAGAUAAAUAAAUUGCUUAUAAUUAGCGAAUGUUCGAUAGAUUAUCGUAUGUAUCAUUGUAUUUAUUUUAUGUAAUUUAUCUUGCUAUACGUCAGCCCCAACAUCUCACUUAAUCGAUAUCAGAGAAUGCUUGACUAGGUCUUACGUAACGUAUAAAUAAUGUAUACUAUAAUUGCGAAUGAAAACGAGUAUGUAAGAAAUUAUUAAUUUCAUAGCGGUUGCGCCGGAAAUGGAAGAUCGAUGGAAUUAGAACAAUCGUGUAAAAUUAAACGUGUCUGCAGUGCUUUGAAUGGUAGUCUUUUCUACGUUCUUCGCGAAGAAAGAACGAAGAAAACGACGAAAAUAUCAUAUUUUAAUUAACCAUCCCGAUAUUCCUUCACUCGAUUCAUACUGCACUUUUCAUACUUCUAGCACGUGUUGUAUAUUCGUAUAAUAAAUAUUUUGACUACACUUCUACAGCAAUAAA